This is a messenger RNA of Mya arenaria, 3319 nucleotides long. RefSeq lists its product as uncharacterized. The transcript is spliced from 2 exons. NCBI's taxonomy places the organism in Eukaryota, Metazoa, Mollusca, Bivalvia, Myida, Myidae. Bases 91 to 2256 code for a protein of 721 amino acids. The record is from RefSeq and is a predicted model, not a curated record.
UUUUUAAAACAGGAAGUUAGAUCAGUGUUAUAUUUACAUCAAAAUGGCUGAGAGAAAAAUAUCCUCAAGACAUUUCAUUUGUUAGCGCAGAUGCAGAAACAAGUGGAACAAGUACUGUCUCUACGUUUGUCCCGUGUUCUGGAGGACAUCGGGGUGAACAGAUACAUGCUCACCAAAAGGAGGAGGACGUGGCUGAUUAAGGAGACAGGGAUGACAAUCAGUGAAACAUUACAAGGCCGAAACAAGAAAUACUAUCAUUAUGGCAGCCAGAGUGAGGGUACAACGACACCUGGCAUGCAGUCAGACAUUGAUACAUUGUCCUGCAUUGCUGAUAUUCCUGUCAUAUUGGACUGGGACGAAUGGCAGCAAGGAAACUCUCACCUUCUUGCUAUAUAUACAGAUCAGCUCCCACCCCAGCAUUGUUGGCUUCAGAGGCUGAGACAUGACCUUCCACUACCAGAGACGCAGGUCAAGCUACCCGGUGAUGUAAAAGACAACGAGGGCAGAGUGAUGCAUACAAACACUCUGAUGGAAUGUUAUGACGACAUUAGCCAUCGAGGUGAAUUAGUGCAGCAUGGUUCAUCCAUAAGCUUGAAUACAAAUGCUUAUGUUAUCGCCUAUCAUUGUGUCAGUCUACCAACGGAGUGUCAGUUCCUCUUCCACAGACCGCGGCCUGGCCACUGGCCCAAACCUGACACACUGGCCAGGGCCAGACAAGCUGGAGUGUUCCUGGUGCCACAGGGAUAUUCGGAGUCUCCUUCAAGGUCAAUCAGGUGUCGCUCUUCUGCACUCCAUGUCACCCCACAUGACCCCUGUUAUCCACAAUCGAAAUGGGAAUGGAGGUUUUCUACAUCAAUGAUGGAAAGAUUACUGAUGUUUGACAUGAACACUGUGCAGUGCAAGGCAUAUGUAUUCAUGAAAAUAUUGAGAAAAACUUUCUUAAAGCCAGUGGUUGGAGACCGUCUCAGUACGUUUCACAUGAAGACCGCAAUGCUGUUCACAAUAGAGACAUAUCCACCAGAUGUAUGGAGGGAGGAAAACCUUGUACAGUGUGUGAUUUACUGUAUGACAACACUUCGCAGGUGGCUGAAGGUCAAAUACUGCCCACACUAUACAAUAGCUAGGGUGAAUCUUUUUGCCGGGAAACUAUUCGAAUAUGAAUUCCCAACUUUGUCUGCAAUGCUUUCUCCCUUAAUGGAAUCCAACAUGCCUUACAUUUCCAAGAUAGAUAUUGAUUUUCUGGGAGUCAAGGUGAUCCAUAUCAGCAGAGGCCUUGUAGAUGAAUAUAACGAAAGAAUGAAAAACAAUCAAGUUAUCACAUCUUAUCUGGAUGAAGAAUGCAGCAAAUCAUUAAUAGCAACAUAUCAACAAGCCUUAUGUCUGUUCUCUUUUUACUCCGCGGAGGAGCUCAGUUCACACAUUACAGAGCAGUUACAAAUAUUACAACAUAUAUUGGAACACGGGACAUACUUGGAACAAGAAGUAGCUACCAUGGCAAAACCUCUUUGGUUAGGUACACUCGCCUCCUUCUUGGCCUCACGAUUUAUUCAUCUGCGACAACCAAUCAAAUGGGACAUUCUCAAUUUGUACCAGUCCUCUUUGGACUCUGACUUGCUAUCAAGCAGACUAAAAUUUGCCUCCAUGCUGUACUGCAAUAGUCAGUAUGAUGCGGCAGCAAACUACCUGAUUUACUGUGAGGGAUUACUGGAGCCGGAAGUGUGGCAAUUAUGCAGUUGUGCUGGAAGAGUUUCUACCGAACCCAGCAGUAGGUUCCUUGACAAAGCUGAACAUUCCUCUAAUAAAGACAUAAUGCAGAAGUUCACUGCCAUAUGUGUACAUUUCAUGCCUCAAGAAAUGUGCUGUGUACCAGAAUCUCUGGUGUAUGAAAUGUUUAGAACUGUACAAGAUGAAGACAGAGAACAGAGACGCCAAUCAAAUCACUAUAAGUGGAUGGACCUAGCCGUGAUUGACUGUAUCCCUUUCCUCUACUAUCUGCAGUACCUCACAUACAGACAACUGAAAAUGCAUUCUAGGAAACAUGCAGCCCAAGAAAAGCUUCGCCACUAUAUACAUACGGACAGUCAAGGCCAUGGUCACAUAGACACAGCCUUAAACAUGCUGGGUAACUGCUAUGAACUUGAAAACAGACUGGAUGUUGCCUGGAUAUGCUACUCAACAUCUCUAGAAUUCUACACCAGAAACAAUGCUGCCAAUUGGCAUGUGGCCAGAAUACUGCACCAGCGGUUGCAUAGAUGAACGUUGAUAAUUUCCAGUAAUAUUUAUGGAUUUAUUCCGUAAAACAAAUAGACAAGCCAUAAUCGAGAUUUAACGCCUGUGAAACCGAGCGGCUAAUAUCUGAUACAUUUUUUAAAUAAAGGUCACGCUUGUCCAACAAGAGUGUAGCAAUGAAAUAAACAACGACCUCAUAAAGUGAUUCAUGCAAAAUGAACUUCAUUUUUACUCCAUAGAAAAGAUAGAGCAAUGGCAGUAAAUAAGUAGACGGUGAUGGAUAAACGUCACAACAAUUCAUAUGAGCAUGUUCUGUUCUGUACUCAUUGAUCUGCCAUCUGUCAUAUGAACCAAAACAGAGCAGUGGUAAAAUCUCAUGCUGAUCAGCUUGUAUGGAUAAAAAUCUUUGGAGGUAACGAUAAUCAAUCAAAUACGUUACUUGUUGCUAAUGCAUAUAUACGAGUAUGGGUGAUACCCUGACCCAUGUGCUCUUGUGAUGUGGACGUUCCUUUGCAUCACCAUGACAUGUCAGUCAAUAAACCAUGAGACAUAAGAACAACUGUCUGAGCCCAAGUUCCAACGAGAUAAAGAACUCUCUUGAAUCAGUAUUUGAUACUAUUUUAGAGUUACUAAGAUAUGAAAUUGUACUAAAUAUUGUUCAGAUGUAUCAAAGUCAAAUAUUUCACUGUUUUAUUAACACCACAGUGAGUAUUCAAAUGCAUGAACUGUAUUCCAAUAAAAAUAUUUUUGUCUGAGUUUCUUGUAAUAGACCCAUACACAUGUAAUACUUGAAUAUCAACCUUUAUUGAACAUUAAAAAAACUCGUAUAUAUAUAUGUAAUGUAAUUGACAAUGGAUAAGUGCUAUGGCUUAUUGAACCUAGACACUGAAAUUGCUUUAUUCUUGUACAAAAUCGCAUUCAAUGGCAUUGCAAAUCAGUAUGAUGAGUGCCAAAUAUAUACAAAAAUGUAAUGUUUAUUGUUAUUUAAAUGUCAACCUGUCAACGACGCCUAGCUAUAUUGGCACCGCCUCCAAAUAUUAUAAUUGAGUUCACUUCUCUGCUGAUAGCAUCAUAGCAAUCAUGUAAUUUU